Molecule: messenger RNA, 1122 nt
Organism: Vicugna pacos (alpaca)
Lineage: Eukaryota; Metazoa; Chordata; Mammalia; Artiodactyla; Camelidae
Gene: DNAJC5B
Product: DnaJ heat shock protein family (Hsp40) member C5 beta
Source: RefSeq, a predicted model, not a curated record
AGCAAGGAUUCUACUCUGUGACAUCACAAUGUCCAGCCCAGGCUCAACCUUGGCAACUGAGGAGAAGGUAACAGGAGGUUCAGCUACUGAUAUAUUAGAGGUGGGAGGCUACCUGAUGGAGCUAGAAGGAAUCAGCCAGCCAUGACUCCAGUUCAGAGGGAUAACCAAUUAGCUGAUAGAAUAACAAACGAAAAGUAACUUGACACCAUUGACCCACUUAACCUCCCACGAGAAGGAUGGAAAAGUGUAGCCAUUUGCUUUGAAACAGUGGAACAGCUUAGAGAAAAUGGCAUGUAACAUACCUAACCAAAGACAGCGGACUAUGUCAACAUCUGGAGAAGCUCUAUAUGAAAUCCUUGGUCUGCACAAAGGAGCAUCAAAUGAAGAAAUUAAGAAAACCUACAGAAAAUUGGCCUUGAAACACCAUCCAGACAAGAAUCCAAAUGAUCCAGGGGCCGCUGAAAAGUUUAAAGAAAUCAACAACGCCCACACAAUACUUACAGACAUGUCAAAGAGAAACAUAUACGACAAAUACGGAUCACUAGGACUCUACGUGGCUGAGCAAUUUGGAGAUGAAAAUGUUAAUACCUACUUCAUGCUGUCAAGCUGGUGGGCAAAGACUCUGUUUGUCAUCAUUGGCCUCUUGACCGGCUGCUAUUUUUGCUGCUGUCUGUGCUGCUGUUGCAACUGCUGCUGUGGACGAUGCCGGCCUAAAUCAUCAAUGCCAGAAGAGGACUUCUAUGUGUCUCCAGAGGAUCUUGAGGAGCAGAUCAAAACCGACAUGGAAAAAGAUAUGGACUUUCCAGUUGUUCUCCAGCCUACAAAUGCAAAUGAGAAAACACAGCUAAUCAGAGAAGGACCUCGAAGUUAUUGUACAGACUCUUAAUAUUGAGCCCACUGAGGGUCCACAAUAUCUCCUCUUGGUUCAGCCAUGUCUCCAGGUGGUCUUGAUGGGGGAGGGUAGGGGACAUGAAAUACUGUGAACUUUUCCACGUUUGUAUUUUAUUUUAGGUUAAGGAAAGAUGAUUGCUACAUAAUUUUCUCAGUAUGCAGAUUCACUCUUUCAGUAGAAUUCCUAACAGAAACACAUUCCAUUUUGAUGAAUAAAGGCCUGAAGAGUUG